AUGAACGCAAAAGAAUUGAAAGCGAAACCAGUUUCGUUUGAUAUGAAGGGAUUAGACCAAUGUGAUCAGCAUUAUAAAGAUUUAGAGUUCUUCUGUGAAGAUGAGAAUCAGCUAUGCUGCAGUACCUGUGCUAUUGUAGAUCACCGGAAAUGCCACAGUGUCGCAGAAAUACAGAAGACUGCCGGAAGGUCUGUAUCGACACGUUCCAAAUUAAAGGUAAAGUUGCAGGAAAUAAGAAAGAAAGCUGAAACUGUCGUUAAAUAUACUAAGUCAUCAAAGGAACGACUGAAUAAAGAUGUUAAAGAAGUGACUGUAAAAAUUACACGAAUGCGUGAUACUGUAAUGAAAAUGUUUGAUGAUUUGGAAGUUUCCGUUGCUAAGGACGCUGAAUCAUUUAAGACAGAAACACUCGAUAAGCUGACAAUGAAGCAGUCAAACAGUGAGAAACAUGUUGCUGAUGCAACAAAAUCUUUGGAAACAAUUGAUAACGUUCAUCAGAAAGGGACACCAUCACAACAGUUUAUACUGGAACAUAGAAUGAAGAAACAAGUCGAUGAACUUAGCAGGAACGUUGACAAGGAAUGUCAGAGGUUAGAGACUGUGACAGUUUCAUUUGAUUUUGAUGAAACACUGAAACUGCCCCCACUUCCGACUUCUGAUUACGUUCCAGGACAACUGACAAUAAAAUACUCUCUGUCUGAAGACGUAAAACCCAUCGCACCUAUAGAUCCGAUUGUUAAGUUAACAGAGAUUACUUCCAUUGAUCUGAAGCAGACUGGAGAUGAUGUCCAAGAACCUUUAUACACAGGACUUAAUUUCCUGCCGGAUGGUAGACUGGUUGCCGUGGAUAAUGGGAACAUGAAAUGUUUGAUUUACAACGAAAAGCUUAAGAUAGUAGGAUUAUAUCAGUUAUCGUAUCGGCCAAAAUGUGUUGUUGCUGUAUCUGAGGAGGAAGUGGCGAUAACAAGUACUAAUCAAUACAAGAUAGACUUUCUACGUGUCAAUAAAUCUAAUAAAAUCACUUUAUUUAGGACAUGUAAAGUUUAUACACAAUAUGAGUCUAUAUGUCCGAAAGAUGAGAGACACUUUGUUGUUGGAACUACAGAUGAAAUUAGGCCUGUUCGUAUUGUAUCUCUGUCAGGGGAUGAGAAGGAUUUUAGUAUCAACUUUCCCAAUAAGAAAUAUCCUAUAGGCACUAGUGUUUGUACAUAUAUUAGAAACAGUGACAAAGUAGUUCUCACUGAAAGAUACGAGCAUACUGUCUACAUAUAUGACAUCAAGAGCAACACCAGAGUUGUUGUCAAGGACGACCAGAUCAAUGAACCAAGAGGUGUGAUAAUAGGUCCAUCCGACUGUAUCCUUGUCUGCAGCAAAGGCACAAAUUCCAUUGUACAGAUCUCCCAGACAGGCCGUGUCAUAUCAUCGUACAAGUUAGAUAUGAAAUAUCCAUACAGUGUCUGUGUUUCCAAGGACAAAUCAGUUAUAUCUGUCACAAAUAGCUCGAGUGGUGGACUAAAGUUGCAGUUGCUAAAAAUUACAUUUUAA
Messenger RNA from Mercenaria mercenaria, 1545 nucleotides. RefSeq lists its product as uncharacterized. The record is from RefSeq and is a predicted model, not a curated record. Bases 1 to 1545 code for a protein of 514 amino acids. Gene Ontology annotation, molecular function: zinc ion binding. The transcript has a single exon. Lineage: Eukaryota; Metazoa; Mollusca; Bivalvia; Venerida; Veneridae.